Messenger RNA from Helobdella robusta, 813 nucleotides. RefSeq lists its product as hypothetical. Gene Ontology annotation, molecular function: protein binding. The coding region runs from base 1 to 813 and encodes 270 amino acids. The record is from RefSeq and is a predicted model, not a curated record. NCBI's taxonomy places the organism in Eukaryota, Metazoa, Annelida, Clitellata, Rhynchobdellida, Glossiphoniidae. The transcript has a single exon.
AUGUCAUUUGUGGCUCAUUGCGCGUCGUACUGCAAAGUUUCAACAAUAAAAAACAUGGCAGCGGCGAACUGCAACAACAGAUCCCUCCGAUCUGUGCCCAAUACUCUGAGGGAUGAUUUAAAAAUUUUUGAUAUUUCUUACAAUCAUAUCAGCAGGAUUACGUCUGACUCUUUCAAACUCUACCCACUCCUGCAUGAACUUCGAAUGACGUACAACAAAAUUAAAUUCAUCGAGAAAAAUGCAUUCAACGGAUUGGCAUUUUUGAGCAUUUUAGACUUGAGCAAUAAUGAACUGAAGGACGUGCCGUACGACUGCCUUGCACUUCUUAAAAGUUUAUCAGAACUCAAGCUUGAUGGCAACCCAAUAAAACUGAUCAAUCCUAAUUUUUUAGAGUUAUUACAAAAUUUAACCGAAUUAAGCUUGGAAAAUUGUUCCUUAACCCAUUUGGAAGUUGAUUUUUUCAAAAAUUUCAACAGAUUAAAAUCACUGAAUUUAGCUGGCAACAAAUUAGUGACAUUAAACAAAGACAUACUGCCAUAUUUAACAAAGUCAGAAAUUUCGUUUCUCAAACUAAAUAGAAACAUGUGGAAAUGCGAUUGCGAGAUGAAGUGGUUGCGCGCGUGGCUGGUUGCCGCUCCGACCGUUUGGAUAGAUAACGAAGGAGGACCGACCUGCCAAACUGGAGUUCAACAAGUAAUCAAUCGUCAUUGGAGAGAUUUGAAGGCAGAACAGUUCGUCUGCCCCUUAACAAUUAUUGCCGUCGGUUGGCUUAGAGACUUUUUAAAAUUUUUAUCAGUAAAUUAUGUGUUGUAA